AUGGUUUAUGUUCUGAAUAUGAAUAUGGUUGAACAUAAUAGCUGUUGGGAUGGGAUUGAUAAUGGGGCCAUGCCCGAUGAAGAGUUUGAGAGCAUAUUCAGUCUUUUGGAUUUUCCCAUGGAGAGUUUGGAAGGAGAUGGACUGGUUGGAGAAUGGGAUAUGAGUAAGUCACAAUGCCUCGGGCCUAUUCCUACGGACACAUUAAUGGAGUUGCCACCGAAUCCACAGGGCAAAAUUGGCACUGUGUUACCACAUUCCCUGCCUAAAUCGGUUGCUCCAAUUGAUGAGCAAAAGCAGCUUCUAGAAGAAACCUCCAGCUUAGUUAUUCUUCGCCAGCAUAAAUUUACCGAGGCCCAAGAGUAUGGUGUUUUCCAGACACAAAGCCCCGUUUCUGUACUUGAAAGCAGCAGAUACUGCUCAGUUGGAAAGUGUAUGCCGAUCAAAUCUAAGCGAGUUAAAUUUCUCACAUGGCUUUCAGCUGGCAUUGUCAUUCCAGUUCAAGCCAGAUCUAAGCGAGUUAGAUCUUCGACUGUAAACCCAUGGCUUUUGAUUUCUCCUAUAUCUUCUGCCUCUUCUACCUCUAAGACUUCAAAUUUUAGGAAGAACAAGGACAAGAGGAAGAAAUUGUCCCAGCUUUCAGUUUCCAACAAAACCAUGGACUAUCCCUAUCAGAAGGCUAAAGCUUCAUCAAUUGUAUCAGAUUCUGUAGAGCCGCAAAAUACUUUCUUGCAGAGGGUUACAGCAUCAAAGAAAUGCACACAUUGUGACGUGACAAAGACACCACAAUGGAGGGAGGGACCAUUGGGGCCAAAGACUCUAUGCAAUGCAUGUGGGGUUCGAUACAGGUCUGGACGCCUAUUUCCAGAAUAUCGUCCAGCAGCAAGUCCUACAUAUGUUCCAUCUCAGCACUCCAACUCCCACAAGAAGGUUAUAGAGAUGAGAAACAAAGGUAAACAGAAUGCAGUUAAGGUCGAGGAACCCCUAAUUUCUCCACCUCCUGGUUUUGUUCCCAUGGGAAGCUAUUUGUUCGAUUUUAUAUGCUGA
Messenger RNA from Fraxinus pennsylvanica, 1044 nucleotides. The record is from the annotation of a GenBank genome assembly. NCBI's taxonomy places the organism in Eukaryota, Viridiplantae, Streptophyta, Magnoliopsida, Lamiales, Oleaceae.